Messenger RNA from Chenopodium quinoa (quinoa), 402 nucleotides. Its product is annotated as acidic leucine-rich nuclear phosphoprotein 32 family member B-like. The record is from RefSeq and is a predicted model, not a curated record. Lineage: Eukaryota; Viridiplantae; Streptophyta; Magnoliopsida; Caryophyllales; Amaranthaceae. The transcript is spliced from 2 exons. The coding region runs from base 1 to 402 and encodes 133 amino acids.
AUGGCAAGUGGAAGCCAAAUCACUGCAACAUCAACACCUUUCAAUCCAUCGUCUUGGAAGCCUGAUCCAACCAAAAAUUCAGCCGAGAACCUUGCUAGCUUCGACGCCUACUUCGUCUUUUUGAUGGCUGAUAUCAACUCCUACCGUGUUAACCUUGAACCGAAUGCGAAGUCGAAUGUAGUCCUCUCUGAUAGCGAAGAAGAAGUCGAUCAGAUGAAUGGUGAAGAAGAAGAAGACGACGAUGAUGAAGCUGACAAAGACAACGGUGAUGAUGAUAGCCAGGAGGGUAGGGAUCAAGACAACCAAGGAGAUAACCAGGAGGAGGAAGUGGACUCUGGUGACUACGAUACUGGCAGCGCUAACAGCAUCGGCAACCAGUAUUGGGGCGGCCGUUACCUCUAG